Messenger RNA from Panicum virgatum (switchgrass), 2936 nucleotides. Its product is annotated as heterogeneous nuclear ribonucleoprotein Q-like. The transcript is spliced from 7 exons. Gene Ontology annotation, cellular component: nucleus. The record is from RefSeq and is a predicted model, not a curated record. Gene Ontology annotation, molecular function: mRNA binding. The coding region runs from base 990 to 2615 and encodes 541 amino acids. NCBI's taxonomy places the organism in Eukaryota, Viridiplantae, Streptophyta, Magnoliopsida, Poales, Poaceae.
GGCAACAGGAGGGGGCGGGCUGCAAAACAACCACCUCAAUAAUUUCUCCAUCCCAUCGCGUUCCUUCUUCUUCGGUUCGGCGGCCUAGGGCAGUUUCUCCCUUGGCUUUCCAAUCCCAUCCCCAAAUUUGCUGGGGGCAGCUCCGGAUCUCUCUGAGGUAAGAACUCGAGUCCCUCCCUUUCAGAGGCCCCUAUUUUUUUCCCGUUCCGAUUCGCUUCUAUUAUUGUGUUAGAUGUGAUUGUACUGUGGGGAGCGGGGGGGGGGGGGGGGGGGGGGAGAAUUAGGGCGGGUGGGGCGGUGUCAAAACUCUCCGCUUUUCACCUAGAUUCAGUUAGUUGAUUGCGAAACAAUGAGGUGGACUGAUUCAAGUUCCGCACUGACCCCUCUCCCGACGGAACAAUCAUCCAAAGCCAUCUAAUCAGAUAUUCCUAUUCAUGUACUAGAUGCAUAGAUAUAUUGGAGGCAGACUUUACACUAUCUAAUCAGAAAGGCAUUAGUCUUAAUGCUUCGUCAAUCUUAGCUAUUUACUCGAGUUCAGGUUUUAUUUUUAGAUUCACACAUCAUGUACAUUGUUCUCUAAUUCUUAUUUUUUUCCUGUUCCUUUUUCUUCCCUUCCAUUCAUUUAAUGGAAUUUUGAUGCCUUGCAAUUACACCACUCUGCUCAAUUAUACCUCAGAUAGCAUCAUCUUUGCCUAUCCUCUUUAACAUACUCUCGUUGACGGUGCUAUCGUAUUCUUGAAAACCUUCUGUACUUUCUCCAUCUGAGCAUACUGCUAUAUGUGCAUUUAUUCCUUAACAGUCACCUGUUUUGAGGUGCCAUUUUCCAUUUGGAUACCCAUGGCUAAAUCCAUUUUGAGAGUAUUACAUAUCUUUUAUUCUAGCUGUUUCUGUCAUUUUUCUUCCUAUCCAUACAUCAUCACUUUGCUCCCCCAAUAUUGUUGGUUCCUGUGCUCUUUCCAAAGUUUCCUUGGAACUUUGAGCUUUGGAAGAUGUCAAGGAGGACAGAAAUUGCUGCUUCCACCAAAUCCGUUGAAUUGGUCAAACAAGAAGACCAUUUGGAGUUUGAUGAUCCUGACGAGGAAGAUGAAGAGGAAGAAGUUGAGUAUGAAGAAAUUGAGGAGGAGGUUGAGUAUGAAGAGGUAGAAGAGGAGGAAGAGGAGGAGGAGGAGGAAAAAUCUGAAGUUGCGUGUGAAGGUGAUGCUAAACAUGAUAGUAAAAUGGCGGGUGUUUAUCAGAAGGAUGAGGACGAAAAAGAGAAGCAUGCUGAGCUUCUUGCUCUUCCUCCUCAUGGAUCCGAAGUGUACGUUGGGGGCAUCUCCUCAGAUAUAUCUUCUGAAGAUCUAAAAAAUCUAUUUGAGUCGGUUGGAGAAGUCGUGGAGGUGCGGAUACGAGGAAAGGGGGAUAACAAGCUGUAUGCUUUUGUUAAUUUCAGAGAUAAAGAACUGGCUUUAAAGGCCAUCCAAAAGUUGAACAAUAAGGACCUAAAGGGAAAGAAGAUAAAAGUUUCUUCCUCCCAGGCAAAGAACAGGCUAUUUAUUGGGAAUGUACCCAGAGAUUGGACACUGGAUGAUUUCAAAAAUGCAGUGGAAGAAGUUGGUCCUGGGGUUUUAAAAGUUAAUCUCCCGAAGGCACCGCGUUCAGAUCGCCACAAGGGUUAUGGCUUUAUUGAAUACUACAACCAGGCAUGUGCAGAGUAUGCUAGGCAGAAAAUGUGUACCCCAGAAUUCAAACUAGAUUCAAAUGCUCCUACUGUCAACUGGGCAGAUCCUAGAAAUAGCGGCGAAUCUGCUUCUACUGCGCAGGUUCUUUUGAGUUUUGAGCACCACAAGACAAAAUGUUACUUUUAUGUUUCCUUCUAUAAUGAUGUUGUAUAUGGAUGUAAAUUUUGUCUUCAGGUUAAAUCUCUAUAUGUCAAAAACCUACCCAAGACUGUUACUGAAAAGCAGCUGAAAAAGCUGUUCGAGCAUCUUGGAGAAAUUACAAAAGUUAUUCUUCCUCCUGCAAAAGCUGGUCAUGAAAAUCGGUAUGGUUUUGUUCACUUUAAGGAACGGCACAUGGCUAUUAAGGCUUUGAAGAACACCGAGAGAUAUGAACUUGAUGGCCAGCUGCUGGAUUGUUCACUUGCAAAAGCUGAUAAGAAGGAUGAUACUGUAUCAGUACCUACUGCGAAAAAAGGUCCAUUGCUGCCAAGUUAUACCCCACUUGGAUAUGGACUGGUGGGGGCCAAUCCACUUGGAAAUGGACUGGCAGGUGCUUAUAAUCCACUAGGAAAUGGACUGGCUGGUGUUUAUAAUCCACUUGGAAAUGGAUUGGCAAGUGCUUAUGGUGUGCUUCCUGCUCAUGCUGCACAGCCAAUUUUGUAUGCUCCAGGUGCUCCUUCAGCUUCAACAAUGAGCCCAAUGGUUCUACCAGAUGGCCGUCUUGUAUAUGUACCACAACCUGCAGGGCAGCAGACUGUGCAUCUGGCUUCGCCUCCGGCGCAGCAAGGUGGUCGUCGUUAUGGUGGCAGCGGCAGCAGCGGCGGCGGAUCCAGCUCCGGUGGAAGGCGGCAGAGAGGAGAUGGCCGUGGUAGUAAUAGCAACAACAGCCGCAGAGGCCGACACCGUCCCUACUGAUGUUUGCAAAUGUUGCUGUUAGGUUAUUAGCGCUUAGAAGUUAGAAGAACCUAGCACGAAGAAAGAAUACCUUGCUGGCUACCAGUUAAUGCUGGAAAUUGUGCUUUCUAGGGGUUUUUAUUUUUGUCGGUCUGCUUCAAACUGCCGUUGAGCUCAUAAUACUGCAAACCGCAGAUGUAGCUUUGAUGCAGUUGUAGUUCUGUGUUCUGUUUCUUCAUCCAGCUUCAGGAAUAGUUGCUGUGGUCUACAUUUGCGUCUCUGAUCAGUCUCGGCACGUUUAGCGUGAGGAAUUAAAUGAUGGCCGAUAGUGGUCUUAUAAAA